Messenger RNA from Charadrius vociferus (killdeer), 726 nucleotides. RefSeq names its product charged multivesicular body protein 1A (gene CHMP1A). The transcript is spliced from 6 exons. Bases 1 to 726 code for a protein of 241 amino acids. Gene Ontology annotation, biological process: endosome transport via multivesicular body sorting pathway; late endosome to vacuole transport; protein transport. The record is from RefSeq and is a predicted model, not a curated record. NCBI's taxonomy places the organism in Eukaryota, Metazoa, Chordata, Aves, Charadriiformes, Charadriidae. Gene Ontology annotation, cellular component: ESCRT III complex; multivesicular body.
AUGGAGCAAACCAGUGCUUCCAAAGCACCACAGGCACAUCGGCGCGGCCAGGACAGAGACGGCUCCUCUGGUACCUCCUGCCCCCAGCCCGGUGCCAGCACGCUGUCCCUGUCACUGCCCCCACCGAGGAGCCUCCCUGUCCCCCCCAAAAGUUCUCCGCAGUUCACAGCGAAGCAGCUGGAGAAGCUCGCCAAAAAAGCUGAGAAAGACUCCAAAGCCGAGCAAGCCAAAGUCAAAAAGGCCCUUCAGCAGAAGAAUGUGGAGUGCGCUCGUGUCUAUGCGGAGAAUGCCAUCCGCAAGAAGAAUGAGGGGCUUAACUGGCUCCGUAUGUCUUCCCGGGUGGAUGCGGUGGCCUCCAAGGUCCAGACAGCAGUGACGAUGAAGGGGGUGACGAAAAACAUGGCCCAGGUGACCAAGGCCUUGGACAAGGCUCUGAGCUCCAUGGACCUGCAGAAGGUGUCUGCGGUGAUGGAUAAAUUUGAGCAGCAGGUUCAGAAUUUGGAUGUUCAUACGUCGGUCAUGGAGGACUCCAUGAGCUCCGCUACCACGCUGACCACGCCGCAGGAGCAGGUGGACAGCCUCAUCGUCCAGAUCGCAGAGGAGAACGGCCUGGAGAUCAUGGACCAGCUCAACCAGCUCCCCGAGGGAGCUUCGGCAGUCGGGGAGAGCUCAGUCCGCACCCAGGAAGACCAGCUGUCGCGGAGGUUGGCUGCCUUGCGGAAUUAA